This is a messenger RNA of Puccinia triticina, 297 nucleotides long. RefSeq lists its product as uncharacterized. NCBI's taxonomy places the organism in Eukaryota, Fungi, Basidiomycota, Pucciniomycetes, Pucciniales, Pucciniaceae. The transcript is spliced from 2 exons. Bases 1 to 297 code for a protein of 98 amino acids. The record is from RefSeq and is a predicted model, not a curated record.
AUGGAUGGUACACCUCAGCCAACCAAGAAAACCGCGCAGCCGGCAAAGAAAACCCCGAAGCCCAAGAAAGCUAAACGUGGUCCAGAAAGCGCCAUGGAGAUUCGGGCCAAGAAAGAUAAAUCUCAGUCUAAAUCUAGGCAGAUUAUCGUCGAUGUCGAAGAGGAACUUGUUGCGGAAGAAGAACUAGUUGUCAAAGAUGAAAGUGGAGAAGAGGAGGAUGAAAGCAAAGAGGAGGAUGGAUGCGGCGAACAGGAUGGGAGCGAUGACGAUGAUGCGUACGAGAAUGAAGAUGCUUGA